AUGGAUACCCAAAUUCCAAUCGUCCUCAUUUCCCUUCUCCUAUCAUCACUACCUCUGUUUUCAAUUUCUUCACCCCAUACCUUGCUCACAUCCUCAUCCCUCUCGGUAUCCGAUGUCCUAUUUUCCCCAAACAGGGUCUUCUCUGCUGGCUUCCACUUCGUCGGUGAAAAUGCCUACUGCUUUUCUAUUUGGUUCACUCAACCCACAUCCGAUAGCAAUCUCACCGUCGUUUGGACAGCCAAUCACGACAAACCCAUCAACGGAAAACGCUCAAAACUCUCUCUCCUCAACUCCGGCGACCUCAUAUUGACCGACGCAGCCCAAUUCACAGUCUGGUCGACAAACACCAAAUCAAUUCCCCCGCUUCAAUUACAGCUUCUAAAUACCGGUAACCUCGUUCUUCGAAAUCCAAGUGGUUCAACGAAUGUUUGGGAAAGUUUUGAUUCACCAACGGAUACCCUCCUUCCAAACCAACCCAUAACCCGUGUUGGGUGGAGUUUUCCUCGGAUAUCUCUCGUUUUGUGCUUGGUUUAUUUUCGUGCUUGUGCUUGGAGGUGUGAAUCGGGGUCGGGGUCUCGACCCAACAGUGGUAUCAGAGCCGGAGUUGCUGGUUCGGGGUCACCGGAGAAGCACGGACAGCCCGUUGGAAGGAAAGCACGGAGCAUGGCCUAA
This is a messenger RNA of Rhododendron vialii, 672 nucleotides long. RefSeq names its product putative receptor protein kinase ZmPK1. The transcript has 2 exons. NCBI's taxonomy places the organism in Eukaryota, Viridiplantae, Streptophyta, Magnoliopsida, Ericales, Ericaceae. The record is from RefSeq and is a predicted model, not a curated record. Bases 1 to 672 code for a protein of 223 amino acids.